Perca fluviatilis (European perch) is the source of this 876-nucleotide messenger RNA. RefSeq names its product paired box protein Pax-5-like. Bases 1 to 726 code for a protein of 241 amino acids. Gene Ontology annotation, molecular function: RNA polymerase II cis-regulatory region sequence-specific DNA binding; DNA-binding transcription factor activity, RNA polymerase II-specific. The transcript has 7 exons. The record is from RefSeq and is a predicted model, not a curated record. NCBI's taxonomy places the organism in Eukaryota, Metazoa, Chordata, Actinopteri, Perciformes, Percidae. Gene Ontology annotation, biological process: anatomical structure development; regulation of transcription by RNA polymerase II.
AUGGACAGACGCUUUGGACAGGUGCCGCUCACCGUUACGCACAGACACGGCGGGGUGAACCAACUUGGCGGGGUCUUCAUUAACGGGCGCCCGUUACCGCACCUGGUGAGACAGCGCAUCGUGGAGCUCGCCCAACGGGGUGUGCGUCCCUGUGAGAUCUCCCGCCGCCUGCGCGUCAGUCACGGCUGUGUCAGCAAAAUACUAGUCAGGUACAAUGAGACAGGAAGCAUCAUACCAGGAAUGAUUGGAGGCUCAAAGCCCAAAGUGGCCACUCCAAGAGUUGUACAAAUGAUCCUGCAUCUGAAACACUCCAACCCCACCAUGUUCGCCUGGGAGAUCCGAGACAGGCUGCUGCUGGAGCGAGUGUGCGACCACGACAGCGUGCCCAGCAUCAGCUCCAUCAACAGGAUCAUCAGAAACAAAGUCCAGCCCGAGUCUUGUGAAGUUGUGUCAUCAGCAUCAUCUGUUGCCAUGGGAACAGCAUAUUCCUCUGAGUCCACCUAUUCCAUCAGUGGAAUUCUGGGAAUCAGGAAAUGCAGCAGCAAACUGAAUAUGGAAGGUGGGGUCGUCUCCUGCAGCGUCUACCACGAGCAGCCAUGUUCCUGUAAUGACGCCUGGGGAUUGUCCGACCCCUGCCUGAACUCUAUCUCCAGCCUGACCUUUUACCCAAGCCUGCCAGCCAAUCAUAAUCCAGACCUUAUAGGGCCUCUGUGUCAAUACAGCUGACCGAGGCGUCAAAGAAGAAAGAAUAUAAUUAUGUUAAUGCAAAAAACAAGAACAUUUCAAAACUGAAUUGAUUGAAAUUGUAAUUAUUACAAGACUGACAUCAAAAGAGAAACAUAAAUCACAAUUACAAACAUGUUUAAAUAAAACUAA